Molecule: messenger RNA, 1242 nt
Organism: Letharia columbiana
Lineage: Eukaryota; Fungi; Ascomycota; Lecanoromycetes; Lecanorales; Parmeliaceae
Exons: 3
Coding region: 1-1242 (413 amino acids)
Biological process (GO): transmembrane transport
Cellular component (GO): fungal-type vacuole membrane
Molecular function (GO): transmembrane transporter activity
Source: RefSeq, a predicted model, not a curated record
AUGUUUGCUCAAGGUGUACUGUUGCGCGUCUACAGCAUGGCUUCGAGAGCAAAAUCCUUCCUGUUCAACGUAGCUGAAGAGCUCGGCGUGUUCUCCAUAGCACAAUCCUCCAGAGAUACUAAGCUCUUAUGUCUGCAGCGAUUCACGCGACUGUUUGCCUACGGAGCGUCGACGCUCAUACUCGCCCUCUAUCUCUCGAGUCUUGGCACCUCGGAUGCUCGCAUUGGACUCUUCAUGACCCUCACCCUCCUCGGAGAUGUCGUUAUCAGCUUCCUCCUUACACUUGUCGCCGACGGGCUAGGAAGAAGGCGGAUUCUCAUACUUGGGGCGGCAUUGAUGAGUGCAAGUGGUGUUGUGUUUGCCCUGAGUGGAAACUACUGGGUUCUGGUGGCAGCGAGUAUAUUUGGUGUCAUAAGCCCGAGUGGCAACGAAAUCGGUCCAUUCAGAGCAAUCGAGGAGUCCACACUUGCCCAGCUCACGGCCAAAGAGAUACGCAGCGACAUCUUCGCCUGGUAUACAUUACUUGGCAACGCGGGCACGGCAUGCGGUUCUGUCGCCUGUGGCUGGAUAGUACAGGCGCAUCUCAGAGGAGGAGAAUGGUCCGAGACAAGUGCCUACCGAAUCAUAUUCGGCAUCUACGCUAUUCUGGGAAUCGUCAAGCUUCUGCUCGCUCUCAUGCUAAGCGACAAAUGCGAACCCGAACAGCCAAAGCAGGAAUACGAUGAGGUGCAUCAGAUGGACGACGUGGAGUUUGAAGGUCUGCUCUCGGAUGACGAAGACAGCCAAGAACAGCAUGUCCGAUCGAAGGCACGCGCACCGCUUCCGGAAAUGAAGAGGAAAUCGAUCUGGCCAGCAAUCUCCCCUGCCUCGCGCAGUAUCCUCAUCAAGCUCUGUCUGCUUUUCGCCGUCGACUCUCUGGCUUCUGGUCUCGUCCCCUUGUCUUGGAUCACCUAUUUCUUCAAUCGCAAGUUCAAAAUCCCAGAAGGCCAACUUGGCACCCUGUUCUUCGCCACGAACAUCAUUUCCUCCAUCUCAAACCUUGCAGCGUCUUCACUCGCCAAGCGAAUUGGAUUGAUCAAGACCAUGGUCUUUACACAUUUACCUUCGGCCAUUUUCCUCGCCCUUAUACCACUGCCUAGCCAUGCGUGGUUGUCCAUGACGUUCCUCAUCCUCCGGUCCUGCAUGCAGAACAUGGACCAAGCCCCCCCGUCAAGCCUUUCUUUCCGCCGCAGUCUUACCUAG